CGUUCUUCCGCCCUUGCCCACCGUAUUGCAAUCAGAAAACAAGUCAUAGCAGUCUGGUCGACGGCAUCUCCGAAGAUUUGUCGGUGUAAAUCACUGACAACACAUGGUGAUUUCACUAUCACUAUUUGCGUCCGAAAUGGAGCGUCAAGAGGGGGAUGAACAGAAUAUUGCAACUGAAAGACAUCUGGAGAACAAGAAUGUGUUGGACGUUCUGAGACAAUGCUACCUGUUCUUGUACAACCUGCUUCAGUUCCUGGGGUUCUCCUGGACCUUGAGCCGAUUGACUGCUGAUCUCAUAUUGCAGGGCCAAGGUGCAUUGAACAGUGCGUUUGGCUCAUGUGCUGCAGUGCUGUACAGCUGUCAGAUGCUGGCAGCACUGGAGGUGAUGAAUGCAACCCUGGGCCUUGUCAAGACUCCUGUCUUCCCCACUCUGAUACAGGUAGCGGGGAGAAACCUCAUUCUGUUUGUCGUGUUCGGCAGCCUGCCAGACAUGCAGGGACGAAGUGUCGUCUUCUGUGUCUUCUACCUCUGGAGUGCCAUGGACAUGUUCAGGUACCUUGCUCAUGCGGUGGUGAGCAUCGGGAUGGAGAGGAGGACCCUCACGUGGCUCCAGAAUGCCGUCUGGGUGCUGCUGUAUCCACUCACUGCUGUGGCAGAAGCUGCAGCUGUGCUCCAGUCCCUGCCUGUGUUUGACAAGAGCGGACUCUUCAGCAUCCCUCUCCCUGAGGCAGUGGGCUUCUCCAUCAGUUUCUCUUUCUCUCUUAGACUCUACCUGGUCCUCAUGCUUUUUGGUCUCUUGAUAAAUAUCAGGCACCUGGUAAGCCAAAGGCGAAGACAGUUCCAACUGAAACGUGACUAACGUCUGUGAAAACAAACGGAUUUGUUACUUUUAAAUCCUCAAUUUCACUUCAUGAUGGUUACACAGUGGUGAUAUGUAAUUGCAGAACUGCUGGGAGGAUGUUUGUUGUGUUUCCAUAACUGAUCAUUUUCAGUGACAGCAAGGUGAAUUUCUAUUGUCAUAAACCAGACAAUAAAAGUAUAGCUGUUUAUGAAAUUAAAUCUGUAUUUUCCCCCAUUCAGCUGGGCAAUGACAAACACAAAUGUCAACAGAACAAGAAAUAGAUAGCAAGCUAAGUAUAUAUUUAAAGCUAUUUAAUGAUUGUUAGGAUUUUUUAUAGUCAGUGAGGAAAUGGUUUCUGUAAACCAUUGACUGCUUAAAAGUUCAACUCCUCUCACACCCUAUUCAUCAAAAUAUGAUGAGUGUUUACAAAUGCCAUGAGAAUACUAAUCCAUGGUAAGAAAAGGCUGUCAUGAAAGCUCAAACGUUUGGGUACAGAAUAUUUAUCUCUUACAAUAACAAUGCCAGUAUUUGUUAAUCUGCAAGCAUUUCUUAUUUAGACGUAUUUUCUUUAAUGAGGACCAAAAGUUUUGAGCUAGUUGCAGUGGUUGCUUAGCGGUUAAGGUACUUGACUUGUAAUCAGAAGGUUGCUGGUUCAAGCCCCAGCCCUGCCAAGUUGCUG
Molecule: messenger RNA, 1520 nt
Organism: Electrophorus electricus (electric eel)
Lineage: Eukaryota; Metazoa; Chordata; Actinopteri; Gymnotiformes; Gymnotidae
Product: very-long-chain (3R)-3-hydroxyacyl-CoA dehydratase-like
Biological process (GO): very long-chain fatty acid biosynthetic process; fatty acid elongation; sphingolipid biosynthetic process
Cellular component (GO): endoplasmic reticulum membrane
Molecular function (GO): 3-hydroxyacyl-CoA dehydratase activity
Source: RefSeq, a predicted model, not a curated record